AUGGCACCUGCCAAGAAAGCUGAAUUUUUGCGUUCUCUGCGAGAGGCUAGAGUUGAGAAGAAAAAACAAAAACUUUUCCUCUCUCUCAUUCAGAAGGUUCCGCCUGCUUGUGUGGAAUCUGCUGUUUGUUUCUCGUAUGGUCAUGAUAGACCUUCUGGUAGUGAUGAUCAAACUCGUGUGGUUUCUAGUGCACUGGAAAAUCGAGAGUGCUUGGUUCCAGUUGAUAGUGUUGUUACAGGAGGUGGAGAGUUGCGCUGCAUUCCUUCUGAUGUUUCUAAUUUUCUCGAUGAUCAUGCUUCAUCAUCUUCUAAAAAAAAAACAUCUUCCAGGUCUGCACCAUCUCUUAAUAAAGGAGGAGAAAUUUCUGUUGUCGCUCCUCCUAUGCCUUGUGAUUUGAAGCGCUUAUUCAUUGGUAGCGAUGAGGAAAGCUUCCAUUUUAGAAAUAAUGCUCACACUUACAACAAUAACUUAGGCUUCACACCAUUUGCUACUAAAUAUGAUUCUGAACUAACAAAGAACACAAAAGGUGUUUACACCUUUCGUGUUCAGGGUCAGGUUUAUUAUUUUCUUAAUGGCCUUGUUCAGUCAGAUGAUAGAGCAUCCGGGAUUCAGCUGUACUUCUUUGACAUUGAUGAAGAAUUAGCAAAGAGGAUUGCUACCUCUAAUAAGUUGCGAGAAAGCAUAUUAAGACUCCUUAUGCGCAUUCUUAGUGACAAUCCUUAUGCUAAGUUCUUCAGAAAUCUUAGGCAUCGAGUUUAUAACCUUCCUUCUGCAUCCCUAGUUGCAGCAAUAUGGACUGAAAAUCAAGGUGAAUCAGGCCAUAAGGGAACUCAUAUUCAAGUUUAUACGCAUUCAAAUAGCAGCUAUAGAAUUAGACAUUACUAUGGCUGCUAUGAUCCAUUGCAAUACCCUAUUCUGUUUCCCUGCGGUGAAUGCGGAUGGCACCCUGGGAUUAAAAGAGUUCGAAAAAGAAAGAGAAGAGAGGAUUCCUGUGAGAAAGAUAUUGAUAUUCAUCCUUCUUCGGUUGAUUCCGUAUCAGGUUUAAUGGAUCGUGAACAAAGAGCUGUUGAUCGUGCAAAAAAUGAAGAAGACACAGUGUUAGCUAGAGAAUACUAUUGUUACAGAUUUCAGAUCAAGGACGAUGAUGAAUCGAUGUUGCUGCACUCGCUUAGAUUAUUGCAACAGUAUGCAGUAGAUGGUUAUGUUAAGAUUGAAACGUCUAGGCUUGAUUUUCAUAGAAACCGACAAAAGAACAUUCGUUCUGAGGUUCUUCAAGGAGUCCUAGACAGUAUUUCUAUAGGCCAGACCAAUGCUUCUAAAGUUAGAACGAUAUUACCAACUUCCUUUAUUGGUGGACCAAGGGACAUGAGACGGCGAUAUCUUGAUGCAAUGUCCUUUGUGCAAAAGUAUGGAAAACCAGACAUCUUUCUUACUAUGACCUGCAACCCGGCAUGGAAGGAAAUUCAGGAUAAUUUAAAGUACCACGAAAAACCUCAGGAUAGACCGGAUCUUCUGGCUAGAGUCUUUAGAGCCAAAUUUGAAUUGCUUAAAUCAGAAGUUUUGACCAAGCAAAUCUUUGGAGAAGUUGCAACAUGUGUCUAUAGUCAUGAUAGAGUGGUCUAUGCUAAAAUACCUGAUCGUUCUAAGCAUCCUCAUCUAUAUUCUCUUGUUGUAAAACAUAUGAUUCAUGGUCCUUGUGGUGAUAUGGAUAGAACUUGUCCUUGUGUGAAAGAUGGUCAUUGUAAAAAUCGCUAUCCAAAGAGUUUUUGUACUCAAACGACUGAAAAUAGUUAUCCACAAUAUAGAAGGUGGGAUGAUGAAAUUUGCUCGAUUGUUAAAUUGGUGAAGUACAUGUAUAAGUAUGUUUUCAAAGGACAUGACUCAAUCAGUUUUAAGAUAGUUUCGCAUCAUGCUCCUGAUGACACUGAUGAAAUAAAGGACUUUCAGCAAGGUAGACGGAUUUUACCCCUGAGAACAAAUGUGGUUGCACAGAAUCUUAAAUGUCUUUACAAGGAUUUCCCUCGAUUUUUUGUUUGGUCUCCUAAAUAUAAGAAAUGGACUAAAAGGAAGCGUCGAAAAGUGAUAGGUGGAAUGGUUACUGUUAGUCCAGCAGAUGGAGAAAGAUACUACUUGAGACUUUUUCUAAAUCAUGUUCAUGGGCCAACUUCUUUUGAUGAUAUUUUGACGGUUGUUAAUCAAAAGCUGAAUUCCUUUAGAGAAGCUGCUUUAGCAUUAGGACUAUUGCAAUCCGAUACUUACAUAGAGGAUACACUUCAAGAAGCCAUGACCUUUCAGAUGCCAUCUUCCUUAAGAUUGCUAUUUGCCACUCUGCUUGUUCAUUGUUCUCCAGUAAAUCCUCGACUGCUGUGGGAAAAAUUUCGCCAUGAACUCUCAACAGACUAUCAGUGA
Molecule: messenger RNA, 2409 nt
Organism: Coffea arabica (coffee)
Lineage: Eukaryota; Viridiplantae; Streptophyta; Magnoliopsida; Gentianales; Rubiaceae
Source: RefSeq, a predicted model, not a curated record